UUCAAAGAAAGCAGCCCAAAUAAAGGGCCAACCCACCAUCUGAUACAAUCAAUCCCAAAGCCCAACCCACUAAGUUACAAAAAAAGGGAAAUUAAUUAAAUUUAAAUACUACGUAUAACAACUCACGCGCCUCUACAAAUCACGUGUUUCACCGGCUUUCUCUCUCACACACUAAAACAACAAAUACACACUCAAAAGAAAGCGCAUCACACUGAAUCACACUUUCCGUUAACGCGCCACCCAUGACGGCGGCGAAACCACCGCAAUCAUCAUCUUCUUCAUCAAUGGUCACCAUUAGAGGAUCUCUGCUAACCCUAGCUAUUCUCACUCUCAUCUCCUUCACUUUUCUCUCUCUUAAAUCUCUCCAUUCUCCUUCCUCCUCUCCUCCCACCACGGUUCUGAAUGUGGUGGAGGAGAGAGAAGAGGCGUCGGAAGCGUAUCAUUCUUCGGAGAUCUUUAGGUUGAAUUACGAGGAAAUGGAGAGGAAGUUUAAGGUUUAUAUUUACCCUGAUGGUGAUCCGAAUACGUUUUAUCAAACUCCGAGGAAGCUCACUGGGAAGUACUCCAGUGAAGGUUACUUCUUCCAGAAUAUUCGAGAGAGUGGGUUUCGUACUCAAGAUCCUGAUGAAGCUCAUCUCUUCUUUAUUCCUAUUUCCUGCCAUAAGAUGCGUGGCAAGGGGACUUCAUAUGAAAACAUGACUAUAAUUGUCAAGGACUAUGUUGAGGGCUUAAUAGCCAAGUAUCCUUACUGGAAUAGAACGUUGGGAGCUGAUCACUUUUUGGUUACUUGUCAUGAUGUUGGAGUGAGAGCAUUUGAAGGGUUGCCAUUUCUUAUAAAGAAUUCUAUUCGAGUAGUGUGCUCCCCAAGUUAUGAUGUAGGGUUCAUCCCUCACAAAGAUGUUGCUUUGCCACAAGUACUACAGCCCUUUGCUCUUCCUGCUGGAGGAAACGACAUGGAAAACAGGACAAACCUUGGAUUUUGGGCAGGCCAUCGGAACUCUAAAAUUAGAGUCAUAUUGGCCAGAGUCUGGGAGAAUGACACAGAACUUGAUAUAUCUAACAACAGAAUAAAUAGGGCUAUUGGGCCUUUGGUAUAUCAGAAGAGGUUUUACAGGAAUAAGUUUUGCAUAUGCCCUGGUGGCUCUCAAGUUAACAGUGCUCGUAUAACAGACUCAAUCCAUUAUGGAUGUGUUCCUGUAAUAAUAUCAGAUUACUACGAUCUGCCUUUUAACGACAUUCUUGAUUGGCGAAAAUUUGCUGUUGUGCUGAGGGAGAGGGAUGUCUACCAUCUCAAGCAAAUUCUUAAGGCCAUUACAGACGCAGAAUUUAAACGGCUUCAUGAGAAUUUGGUCAAGGUACAAAAGCAUUUUCAAUGGAACACCCCUCCUAUAAAGUAUGAUGCUUUUCAUAUGGUUAUGUAUGAACUCUGGCUGCGGCACCACGUUAUCAAGUACUGAGUUUUUUUUUUGACACGUUAUAAAGUAUUUCUUUCACCUCCUGUUUGUACACUCAAUAGAUACCAGACCAGUCUCGAAGAUCAAAGGAAAGUGAUGCCUAACUGCCAUGCCUACCAAUUCUGUAGCUCUGUAAAUUAUGACCUACUGUUUUGUCAUGCAACAAUACUCUUUCCUAUAUGUAGGAUAUGUCAAAAUUUAAAAGUUUAUGGCGCUGUCCAUUCAUUUUGUAAUCCUUUUUUCAUCUUUAAUCUUUUUGCUCCAUUUCUAGCCUGAUUAUAAUCUCAUUCUGAACCAUCUAGCUGCGCGAAUUUCUACAAUCUCAUACUUGCUUGAAGUUAUCAGAUUAAAUGCAGGAGUGACAUUCAGACUGGCUAAGUGGCUAGUUACCCUUAUACAAGCUGUUUUCCUUGUGUGCUUAGACCGGUGGACUGUCAGGGAUGAUUACUAGUUCACUACUGUUACUACUAUUAUUGUACAAAUUUUCAAGCUUGUAACAUAAAAAGCUCUAAUCUGUAUCCUGAUACUGCUACGCUCACUUAAGUUUCCUAUUUGGAAAAUUGGAUCUCAUUUCCUUGA
Molecule: messenger RNA, 2033 nt
Organism: Chenopodium quinoa (quinoa)
Lineage: Eukaryota; Viridiplantae; Streptophyta; Magnoliopsida; Caryophyllales; Amaranthaceae
Product: probable glycosyltransferase At5g03795
Exons: 6
Coding region: 243-1457 (404 amino acids)
Molecular function (GO): glycosyltransferase activity
Source: RefSeq, a predicted model, not a curated record